Molecule: messenger RNA, 3060 nt
Organism: Lethenteron reissneri (Far Eastern brook lamprey)
Lineage: Eukaryota; Metazoa; Chordata; Hyperoartia; Petromyzontiformes; Petromyzontidae
Product: serine/threonine-protein kinase N2-like
Biological process (GO): protein phosphorylation; signal transduction
Molecular function (GO): protein serine/threonine kinase activity; ATP binding; small GTPase binding
Source: RefSeq, a predicted model, not a curated record
CAGAGAGAGAACCCGCGGCGAAGAUGGCGGCCGAGUCGGUUCAGGGAGACCCCACCAGCCUCAUGGUCACCCAGCGGCUGGGCCUCAGUCAGAGCAUGGAUCUGUCGGACACCAGCGUCCAGCAGAAACUCCAGGAGCUCAAGGACCAGAUCCAGAAGGAGAUACACAAGGAGCUGAAGAUCAAGGAGGGAGGCGAGAACUUGAGGAAGGUGACGACCGACAAGAAGCACCUGGCCAACGUGGAGAACCUCCUCAAGGUGUCCAGCAAGAAGAUCGAGCAGCUCCACCAGGAGCUGCAGGACCUCGACGCGCACAUCGUCGUCAAAGACCCCGACGACGUCACAGACGAGCCGAUGUCCCCGGACGCGGGGCGUCGCGAGGCCGGGCCCAGCGCUCCCAACACUCGCAUCGGAGCUCUCGAAAAGCAGCUCAACAUCGAGCUGAAGGUCAAGCAAGGUGCUGAGAACAUGAUCCAGAUGUACUCCAACGGGCCCUCCAAGGACCGCAAGAUGUUGGCCACAGCACAGCAAAUGCUGCAGGACAGUAAAACCAAGAUCGAAAUCAUCCGCAUGCAGAUCCUCAAGUCGACGCAGGCCAGCGAGCUCACUCUGGACGCCAGGGAACGCAUCGCCAAGACGGAGGCGUCGUUCAGCCCGCUGGAGCUUCGCAUGGAGGAGCUGCGGCACCACCUGCGCAUCGAGUCGGCCGUGGCCGAGGGGGCCAAGAACGUCGUGCGCCAGUUGGGGGCUCGCGCCAAGGACAACAAGAAGGCGCUGUCUGAGGCUCAGGUUGAGCUGCAGGAGUCGAGCCAGAAGAUGGACCUCCUGCGGUUGUCCCUGGAACGCCGCGUGGAGGAGCUCCCGCCGGGACACCCCAAGAGGGCUCUGAUCAAGGAGGAGCUGCUCACCGUCGCCUCGCCGCACCACACGCCACGCAAUCAGUCGGGCUUGGGGCCCGCCUACCAGGCCAGCCAGUACACCACCAUCACCAAGCCUGCCGCGCUCACGGGCACGCUGGAAGUGCGCCUCAUGGGCUGCCAGGACCUGCUGGAGAGCGUCCCCAACCGCUCGAAGGCGACGGCGGCCACGCUGCCCGCCGGUAGCCCCGGCGACAACAAGACGGGCUCCUUCAUCAGCCGCAGCAACAAGAGCGUGUACGGGCGCUCCGUGUCCGUGCGCUCCACCGCCACCAUCAAGCCCGACGACGUCGCCACAGACGAGAUCCUGGCCGUGCUGAAGCUGGACAACUCCGUGGUGGGACAGACGACGUGGAAACCCAUCGGCAACCAGUGCUGGGACCUCAAGUUCACCAUCGAGCUGGACAGGUCGCGUGAGCUGGAGAUCUCGGUGUACUGGCGCGACUGGCGCUCCCUCUGCGCCGUCAAGUUCCUGCGGCUGGAGGACUUCCUGGACAACCAGCGGCACGGCAUGUGCCUCUACCUGGAGCCGCAGGGCAUGCUGUUUGCAGAGGUGACCUUCUUUAACCCGGUCAUCGAGAGGAAACCCAAGCUCCAGCGACAGAGACGGAUCUUCCUCAAGCAGCAAGUGGGCAAGACGUUCCUGAGAGCCCCCCAGAUGAACAUCAACAUCCCCACUUGGAGCCGCCUCAUGAAGCGCUCGGUGCCUCCCUGCAACACCCCCUCGUCCUUCAGCCCCCCGCCGUCGGGCGGAGGGGGGGGGCCCCUGCCCCCCAGCUCCCCCACGCCCGCCGGGACGCGGGAGCACACCAAGACGGCCGGGCCGCAGUCGCCGCUCACCGGGGAUCGCUCGGUGCAGAAGCUGAACUUUGAGGGGGACUCUGCCUCAGGAGCCGACCAGGAGAUGGCCCUUGGCGAGGGGCCGGUGACCCCCGGACCCAACAACAACAACAUGACCCCAGAUGUCCAGGAAGCCAUCUCGUCCUUCGACUUCCUCAACGACAGGCAGAGCGUCCUCAUCUCUCUCCCGUCGGCCACCACCCUCGUUCCGGCCACACCGCCGGCCACGGCACAGCCGCGGCCGGCCCUACCGGCACCCCAGCAGCCGACGCUGCCCCCCGUAGCCAGCCAUCCGAGUUUGAGCAUGGAGAACUUCAGGUGUACUUCUGUGCUGGGUCGGGGCCACUUUGGCAAGGUGCUCCUAGCCGAAUACCGCCACACUGGGGAGAUGUUCGCCAUCAAGGCGUUGAAGAAAGGCGACAUCGUCGCUCGCGAUGAGGUGGAAAGCCUCAUGUGCGAGAAGCGGAUCUUUGAGACGGUGAACAGCGUGCGCCACCCCUUCCUGGUGAACCUCUUCGCCUGCUUUCAGACGCGCGACCACGUCUGCUUUGUCAUGGAGUACGCCCCCGGCGGGGACCUGAUGAUGCACAUCCACGCCGACGUCUUCUCGGAGCCGCGCACCGUGUUCUACGCGGCGUGUGUGGUGCUGGGCCUGCAGUUCCUGCACGAGAACAAGAUCGUGUACAGAGACCUGAAGCUGGACAACCUGCUGCUGGACACGGAGGGCUACUUGAAGAUCGCAGAUUUUGGCCUCUGCAAGGAAGGGAUGGGUUUUGGCGACCGUACCGGCACCUUCUGCGGCACGCCGGAGUUCCUGGCGCCCGAGGUGCUGACGGAGACGGCGUACACGCGUGCCGUCGACUGGUGGGGCCUCGGGGUGCUCGUCUACGAGAUGCUCGUCGGGGAGUCGCCCUUCCCCGGUGAUGACGAGGAGGAGGUGUUUGACAGCAUCGUCAACGACGAGGUCCGCUACCCACGCUUCCUCUCCACCGAAUCUAUUGCCAUUAUGCGCAGGUUGCUGAGGAAGAGUCCAGAGAGGCGGCUGGGCUCGAGUGACCGCGACGCCGACGAGGUGAAGAAGCAGGCGUUCUUCAGGACGAUGGACUGGUCGGCGCUCCUCUCCAAGAAGGUGCGGCCGCCCUUCGUGCCGGUGGUGCACGCCCCGGAGGACGUGAGCAACUUCGACGAGGAGUUCACCUCCGAAGAGCCCGUGCUGACGCCGCCGCGCGAGCCCCGGGUGCUGGCGCGCGACGAGCAGGCGCUCUUCACCGAGUUCGACUACAUCGCCGACUGGUGCUGAGCCG